CCUGUGGAGGGAGCAUGCGCACGGCCCACCCUCCGGCACAAAAUGGCGGAACGGGCGCACAACUGAAAGCGCGAGAAGGGGCUGAGGGAAAGGAGUGUGGAGCCACACAAUACAAGCAUCCGGCAUUUAAUAGGGAAAAUCAGAUUAUAAACCUCCAAAAGGCCCCACCGGGACAGAGUGAUCGCUAAGGGCAACGUCACCUAUUGCAGCCAGGUGAGCCGAGCUUCUCCUGCGUGCUCGCACUGAGAUUCAAAUGGGAGCCGUUGGUUUGCGCCGCUCCAGGGGCGAAAGAAAAAUGUGGCGGUAACACCAAAAUGGCAAAGAGGACUGCAGACAAGGAACUAACUGACCGAAAUUGGGAUCAGGAAGAAGAAUCUGAAGAGGCAGGUACUUUCUCGGUUGCAAGUGAAGAUGUGCUGAAAAACAGAGCUAUCAAAAAAGCAAAACGCAGAAAUGUUCUCACUGAGACUGAUGGAGGUGGAGUUUUCAAAGGAUUCUCUGGUCUGUCUUCAACUGGAAAUACUGGUUUUGGAGGAUUUGGAAAUGGUUCUGGUUUCAAGCCUCUGCAAGGAUUGUCCAAUGGAAGCACUCCAUCGUCAUCCUCUUCAACAUCUGUCCUCAGUUGUGCUACUGAUGUAAAUGACGCAGUGGGUUCUUUUCUGUGUAACGGUCCUCCUUCAAAUCCCUUGGCGAAAGGUGAAAUAGGUACAAAAGCAAAUGGUGUUAAUCAACUUAACACUCGGAGUAAAACGGGCUGUAACGAAUACAACAAACAACUCGCAGCACUAAAUUGUUCAGUCCGGGAUUGGAUCACCAAACAUGUCAAUGAGAAUCCGCUAUGUGAUUUGACCCCAAUCUUCAGGGACUACGAGAAGCAUUUGACGAGCAUUGAGCAGAAAUAUGGUAGCAGCUCUGAUAGUGGGUCAGAGAGUGACACAAGCAGCAAGAGGCCAGAAACGCAGUCUAUUAACACAUUUGGUGUUUCCAAAACAUCACCAGGGACAACCCCACCACCCAUCUUUUCAUCUGUUAAAAGCAAUGAUAUUAUUCCACUCACUUCAGAAAUGAAACCUGAGACUACAAUAGAAAAUAGUGGAAACAGCAGCUUCCUCUUUGGGAAAACAGUGGAAAAACCACCUUUAUCUGGCUUUUCUUUCAGUAGUGGUACCUCAGGCUCAUUAUUUGGAAAAGAUCUAAACCAAGAAAAGUCUGGAGUUCCAACAUUUUCCUUCACCGCAUCUGUAGCAAAACCAGAAGAAAUAAAUAGCAGUGAGCACAAAGGCGAAAAAGAUGAAGAGAAUGAAGAACCUCCCAAACCAAUUGUGACUGAAGUCAAAGAAGAGGAUGCAAUCUUUUCCAAGAAGUGUAAACUGUUCUACAAGAAAGAUGGGGAUUUCAAGGAAAAGGGAAUUGGUACAAUCCAUUUGAAACCUGUGACAGAUCAAAAGAUCCAGUUGUUGGUGCGAGCAGAUACAAAUCUUGGAAAUAUUUUACUGAACAUUAUGCUUCAUCCGUCACUGCCUUGUACAAGGACAGGAAAGAACAAUAUCCUUAUUGUUUGCAUUCCCAACCCUCCCAUUGAUGAGAAGAAUCCUGACACUCCUGUUCCCAUUUUGAUUCGUGUGAAAACCACUGAAGAUGCAGAUGAGCUCCACAAAAUUAUAACUGAGAAAAAACUUGCACAUCAAGUGUAAUUCUGGCUUAAUUUAGUGUUUAUAAAGAGUUUUUGCCAAGUUGCUGCUAGGGUCGUUUUCUUUUCUUUUAAUAAAAUUAGUGAUUGGGUGAAAGUGUUGGUUAGGCAGAUUGCACUUCAUUACAUUCAUCCUAAUUUGGAUAUGGCUAGGCAUUGUCCUUUUUUGUCUAUGUACUGAAGUUGCUUUCUGCAUAUGGUUGUCACCUAAUUUGAUAUUCUUAACAACAUUGUUAACUCUAUUUUAUACCUAAAGUUUGAUUAAAUGGGGCCAGCAUAUUCUUUCACCUUUCAAUCCUGGUCAUGAAAGAAUUUACAUGUGAACAUGGAGAUCAGAAAUUUUACGACUUACGUCUGCUAACAUUCAGUCUUGCUAAACAGUUUUCCAGAUUCCUGUAUGGGGCUACAUGCAGCAGUGAUGUUUGAGGCUGUUCCAAUGAUUGUAGUAUGUUAGAAAUUCUCUUUUUUGUUUUAAACUCCUACCUCACUUAACCCCUCAAAAGCCAAUUGAGAGUAUUUUUCACAAAGUGAGAAAAUGAGACUUGUACCAGAUGUGGUAGAAUACAUAGAACUCGGGAGAACUUGGAAACUAAAAUGAGCAAUAAAGGGUGGAAAUCAAGCAAACCAAAUCAGCCAAAAAAAAUCGAUCUGGAUUAAAAAGGCUCCUCGAGGGAGGAAAAAAGGAAAUGACCAGUGAACAGAAUAAAACAUAACCAGAUUGUGGUUUUUAAAAAACACAAAGUUGGAUCUUUUGUCAUUUCUUCCAAGGUCUCUUGUGCUGUCCAUUUUAGCUACGUGUAAGCCACAUAUUCAUUUCAUGUCAUUAAAAUUGUAAUAAAAAAUUACAUUGCAUCUACUGAUUUGUUGAGCUUUUUUCUGUACUUAGCAUCUUCUAUAUAGUUUCACUUCAAAAAAUGUUGCCACAUAAUGUGCAAAUCUACAUCAUAACUUGAAUUUGGUUUCUGCUAAUGCACUGAUAAUGUUAUGCAAUGUAAUCUCCCUCAAACAAUGGCAUUACUUAAUUUGCUCUGGUCAGCUUUGCUUAUUUUAUCCAUGUAUACUGUAUUUCAUUAAGUAAAAUCACGUUUUCUCAAA
Chiloscyllium plagiosum (whitespotted bambooshark) is the source of this 2785-nucleotide messenger RNA. RefSeq names its product nucleoporin 50 (gene nup50). Gene Ontology annotation, cellular component: nuclear pore. NCBI's taxonomy places the organism in Eukaryota, Metazoa, Chordata, Chondrichthyes, Orectolobiformes, Hemiscylliidae. The record is from RefSeq and is a predicted model, not a curated record. Gene Ontology annotation, biological process: protein import into nucleus.